Molecule: messenger RNA, 704 nt
Organism: Durusdinium trenchii
Lineage: Eukaryota; Dinophyceae; Suessiales; Symbiodiniaceae
Source: the annotation of a GenBank genome assembly
AGUUGGCUCAAACAGCUCCCCGCCACACGCUCCAACACCUCCAUUUGAGCCAUGCGUGCCAUUCUCCUUGCCGUGCUGGCCCUGCCCGCUGUGGCUUAUGUGACCCCGGGCACUACGCCUGAGAGACAUACGGCUCCAGAGGUGUUUGCUGCAGCACGUGACAUGCCGCAAGUGCAGUUGGAGGCAGAGGAGAACAGCAUUGGAGCAUUGGUGGCGGGCGGCUUUGGCUUGGGCGCGCUGCUGGGCUGGAUGAACUCCCGGAAGCAGCAGCUCGCCUCCAGCGCCGCAGCCGUGGCUGUGGCGUUGCCAGGUGCUGCCAACGCCAUGGUGGACUAUGACAACAUCCAGUACUUGGGCGGCUCUGACAAGGUCGACAUCAACAACGCCAACAUCCAGGCCUAUCGUCAGUUCCCCGGGAUGUUCCCCACCAUCGCGGGCCUCAUCGGCACGCAUGGCCCCUACAAGCAGGUCUCCGACAUCUACAACAUCCCGGGAAUGGAAGACAAGCUCAAGAACAUCGUCAAGAAGUAUGAGGGCAACCUGGUGUGCUUGCCAGCGAACCCAGCCUACUUCAUCGACCGCAUCAACAAUGGAAACUACCGCUAGAUGCAGCUGGGGCCCAUCCCCACGGCAGCUGCACGGCCAUCCCCAGCCGUGCAUGGAAGCACCAUGCCCAGCGGAGCUUCGUGGCUUUUUUUUCGCAA